Molecule: messenger RNA, 1167 nt
Organism: Haplochromis burtoni (Burton's mouthbrooder)
Lineage: Eukaryota; Metazoa; Chordata; Actinopteri; Cichliformes; Cichlidae
Exons: 3
Coding region: 269-1024 (251 amino acids)
Biological process (GO): positive regulation of Rho protein signal transduction; phospholipase C-activating G protein-coupled receptor signaling pathway
Cellular component (GO): membrane
Molecular function (GO): G protein-coupled receptor activity
Source: RefSeq, a predicted model, not a curated record
UUGACAGAGACCUGAUGACAGAAUACUGUUUUAUUUUCACAUAUUUGCUUCAAAGUAGCAGUAAAUAUGUGUAUGAACCUGAUGAAUACAAUAUAAUAACACAGCCGUCUAUAUUAUUUGUUACCAGUUUUCUACAUGUACUUUUUAUUGAAUUUUUUCAUCACUGUAACUACAUGAAAUCUCCCUUUUCCACCGACAGGUCUUUCUUUGAAGAAAAGGUGAACAGUGCAUCUUUUACCAGAGCUCCAUCCCUGAAUGGCAGAUAGAGAUGGGGCCCAUCCAUGUGAUGAUGUGGAUCAAUAUUGGUGUCUGCCUUCCUUUGACCAUACUGGUCAUCUGCUGUUUGUGUUGUGUGGUGCGACGGGAUCAGGUCCCUGUCAUCUAUUACACAAACCUCCUGAUCUCCAACCUAAUCCAGAUGUGCACUAUCAUCAUUAUCGUGGCAAAACCAGAUGAUCAUGAAACCUACAUGAUGUCUUUUGUUAUUUACUAUUUCGGUGUCCAGGCCAGUCUUUACUUCAAGUUGUGCAUUGCUCUGGAAAGGUGUUUUUUCAUCACCCGCCCACUGACGGACUUUAUGAGGCAAACCAGGAGUUCUGUGCUGGUCUGCAUUCUGGUCUGGGCCCUUUGUGUUGUCAGUGUACCUGUUGCCAUAGUCUUGCGUUAUUUUCUACGAGUCCUUAUUUUGAUCCUAGUCCCUGCCUUUCUGUUCAUCAUCUGUUUUGCUGCGACCCUCAAAGCCCUGCAUGCUGCCUCCACAGUGAGCACCGAGGAAAAGCGAAGAAUUGUAGGAACUUUGGUUCUGUUGCAGCUUAGUUACUUUCUGAUGAUCCUACCUGCAAUUACUGAGUUAACUUUUGAAUUUCACCCACAUGACACUGUCAGAGAUGUUGUUUUUAUCUUGUUUCUACUCAGUCCUUUUAUGGACCUGAUUUUGUUUAUUCUCAUGCAGAAAAUGCCCACUGACAAGCGGCUGGCUGGUUUGUGCUGCUGCAGUAGGUGUAGCAGCAGCUCAUCAUUGUGAGGAAAAGCAAAUGGCUGUUGUACUACAGAUUUAAGCAGCAAAAACGAUUUUAUUUUAUAUGCUCGAAUAUACAGAAAAUAGGUUUAAAUGUUAAAUAAAUGUCUUCCAGUCAGAGAAUGUUUCAUAUAAUUUAAUUUUUGCUG